This is a messenger RNA of Cyphellophora attinorum, 1635 nucleotides long. RefSeq names its product Sphingoid long chain base kinase 4. Gene Ontology annotation, cellular component: membrane; cytoplasm; intracellular membrane-bounded organelle. The coding region runs from base 1 to 1635 and encodes 544 amino acids. NCBI's taxonomy places the organism in Eukaryota, Fungi, Ascomycota, Eurotiomycetes, Chaetothyriales, Cyphellophoraceae. The record is from RefSeq and is a predicted model, not a curated record. The transcript has 2 exons. Gene Ontology annotation, biological process: sphingosine biosynthetic process.
AUGGCUUCUGCGGAUCCCUUCUCCGAUCACGCUGCUGUGGAUGACCACGAACGUGUGGACAGACCGGCAGCGAUACCGCACGACACCGAGCGAGAGCUGAUCGCGUCGGCGACGCUCGCUCUAGGACGGAACGCGACGCUCACGUUGGGCACAGAUUCCUUGAUAUUGCUCGACGAAGGGCUCUAUGGGUCAAGCCGGACUCGAUGUUGCGGGCUACUGAGUGAAGGCACAGCUCAGACGCGUUCGAUACCCUACUACAACAUCCUUUGGGCCGAAAUCGCUCAGCUCAGUAUCACGAUUCACUACGCCAAAGCAUCUAAAUCCACUGUCAACGUCGCAUACCUGCAUUACACCUUCGAGUCUGCCUCUGAUAGCGCCAUCAAAUGGGUCGAGCGACUCAUGUCCCGCGCCUAUCCCGGCACGACUCAGCGCCAGAAGAGAAUAAAGCUGCUCAUCAACCCAUUUGGAGGAACAGGCAGAGCCGCAAAACUGUACACAUCCCGCGUCGAGCCCAUCCUGGCUGCUGCACGCUGCUCAGUUGAUGUCGAGCGAACAGCCUAUAGCGGACACGCAGUCGACAUCGCGUCGAAACUCGACCUGGACACAUACGAUGUACUGGCAUGCUGCUCUGGUGACGGACUGCCGCAUGAAUGCUUCAACGGUCUUGCCCAGCAUACAGACCCGCAUGCUCUUCAAAAGAUAGCUGUGACGCAGCUCCCUUGUGGCUCCGGCAAUGCUUUCUGCUGGAACUUUAAUGGCACAGGCGAUCCCGCGAUUGCGGCACUUGCCGUGGUCAAAGGUCAGCGUGCACCGUUUGACCUUGCCAGCGUGACACAGGGCGACAAACGAACCUUGAGCUUCCUGAGCCAGAGCAUCGGCAUAGUAGCAGAAAGCGAUCUGGGCACGGAUAACAUUCGUUGGAUGGGUGAAGCGCGAUUCACCUACGGCUUUCUUGUGCGUCUGCUGACAAAGAAGCGCUACCCUUGCGAUAUCGCCGUCAAGGAGGAAAUCGUGGACAAAGCCGCUAUCAAACAUCACUUCGCGGAACAAGCGAGACACAAACUCGAUACGGACUGGGAACAAACUCGCACGAAGGGCUUACCAGUCCUGAAGUACGGCACAAUACAAUCUCCUUUGCCCACACCCGAGCAAGGUUGGACGCCCUUGCAGACUUAUCCUACGUUGGGAAACUUCUAUUCCGGCAAUAUGUGUUGGAUGGCUGGCGAUGCGCCCUUCUUCCCAGCCUCUUUGCCGUCAGACGGCAUGCUUGAUCUUGUCACUAUUGACGGCGGCAUCAGCCGCACGAAGCAGAUCAAAAUGCUGUUGGCUGUGCCUAAGAACACGUUCUUCGAUAUGCCCGAGGUCAAGGUCAGGAAGAUCAGCGCCGUUCGCGUGAUUCCCAAGUACGGAAAGUUCGCGGAAGGUGCUCGACCAGGAAAAGAUGGAUCAGAGGAGGCCUAUUUCAGCGUCUGUGGCGAGAAGUUCCCAUUCGAACCAUUUCAGAUCGAGAUACACCAAGGCAUAGGUACAGUAUUGGCCAAAAGACCAGGUCUCUACGAAGGACCUGGUCCGGCGGGAUGGGAGCAAUUGCUCAGAGAUGAUGUGGAGGGUGGGAGUGAGAGUGAGAGUGCUUGA